AUGAAGAAACGACGAGCGGCGAGGAAAACUUCGGCGAUGGUGACGGUUACCGAUUUGAAGCGAACGGAUUCCGGCGAAGAGACGAGAAUCGUGCGGAGGUUGAUGAAGUUUGAGGAGCUGCCUGCGUAUAUGAAGGAUAACGAGUUUAUUCACAACCAUUAUCGAUGUCAAUGGUCUCUCAGAGAUACCUUCCUCAGUGCUUUCUCUUGGCACAACGAGACUCUCAACAUCUGGACGCACUUGCUCGGAUUUCUGAUAUUUAUGUGGAUAACGGUGGUGAGUUCUUUAGAGACGACGGAGCUUGGCCUCGCCGGAAUCUUCAACGGCAUGUACGGAGCAAGGAUUAGCCUCUCAAGCAAUCAGACUCUGCUUCAUCAUGAUUCGAACGUGACACAACACAUCUCACUUCAAAAUGUUCAAGGAGAAGUGAACAAUCACAACCACCAAGGAGAUGUUAUUCCGAAAUGGCCGUGGUUCGUGUACUUAGCCGGAUCAAUGGCCUGCUUAAUCUGUAGCUCUGUUUCACACCUCCUCGCUUGCCACUCAAAAUGUUUCAACCUCUUCUUCUGGCGUCUGGACUACGCAGGGAUCUCACUCAUGAUCAUCGCCUCUUUCUUCGCACCAAUCUACUACGCUUUCUCCUGCAACCCUUACUUCCGUUUCAUCUACUUGUCCUCCAUCUCAAUCCUCGGCCUCCUCUCCACCGUCACUCUCCUCGCUCCGGCUCUCUCCACGCCGCGUUUCAGACCUUUCAGGGCAAAUCUCUUCCUCGCUAUGGGGUUCUCCGGUAUCAUACCGGCUUCGCAUGUGCUCUGCCUUUACUGGGGUCACCCUAACGUGUUCAUCGCGCUAGGUUACGAGCUUGCCACGGCUGUUUCUUAUGCUUUGGGGGUGGUGUUUUACGUUAGCCGUGUCCCUGAGAGAUGGAAGCCUGGAACGUUUGAUAUUGCAGGACAUAGCCAUCAGAUAUUCCAUGUGUUUGUAGUUUUGGGUGCUCUUGUUCAUUGUGUUGCUACUCUUGUCAUCGUUGAUUUUCGACGGGCUUACCCUUCUUGUGGGGUUUAG
Microthlaspi erraticum is the source of this 1065-nucleotide messenger RNA. The record is from the annotation of a GenBank genome assembly. NCBI's taxonomy places the organism in Eukaryota, Viridiplantae, Streptophyta, Magnoliopsida, Brassicales, Brassicaceae.